Messenger RNA from Amoebophrya sp. A120, 2077 nucleotides. The record is from the annotation of a GenBank genome assembly. Lineage: Eukaryota; Dinophyceae; Syndiniales; Amoebophryaceae.
UGCUUCGCUUGAAGUAUCUUCCUAGCAGAGAACUUUUCUGAAUCAGAAGUACAUGAUCGUACUAGGUCAGAAAAGUUUCUACAACCUAUCGAAGAAAAUGAUUUUCUUGUAGAAUUUCUACGAGCCCGAAUUUUGAUAUUCAAGUGCAAGAUGGCCGUGCCACUAUCUUGGACAAGUUCCGCGUCGGCGCUGCUGUUGCUGGCUGUCCUCUGUUCCAGCGACGAGCUGGCUUCUCCCCAGACAGCGACCACUGGCGCUGUUGCAUCCCCCAUCCCCCCCGAUGAAGACGAGCGCAACUUGAAAUUCCGGGAGAAAUACGAGUACUGCCAGGGCUGGACGCAAAGCAUGGACCAGGCGCUCUCGUUGAAGAUUAUGAGUUUGGAGAAGGAAGUCUACGAGGUCCGGAAGCUGCUGCGCGACUUCGCGGUCAUCGAAAACGCGAAGAACCGCGAGUACAUGCAAACCCUGGAGACCCACGCCAGCUCGAUUGAGUCGGUCCGACAGGGCAUUUUCGACCGGCUGGAGCGGGAGCGCAUCCCGUUUGCGCUGGAGCAGAAGCUCGCGGAACUCACGCCCCGGGACUACUGCCCGGAGAACUCGUAUCUGAUGCGGCUCGGGGACCAGUUUGCCUACUGCACCUCCGCCGUCUGGCACCAGGACGUGAACAUCAAGAAUUACGGGCCGUUGAUGCUGGACUGCGACCAUUCCAGCAGAAUCCCGCAGGACGUCGGGACCUACGUCGUGUUCCGGAGCAGCUUUUACGCGGUCCCGCAGUGCGCGUUGAAGGCGUUGCUGGUGCUGGGGCACAUGGUCACGCUGAAGGGCACGGAGGAGGUGCGGAACAGAAUGGAAACGCAGCUGCGGCUGAACGAGGCGAUGUUCGCAAAAAUCACGGAAAACGCGAACACUGCGGACUCGCUGCGGAACGCAGUGUCGCUGCAAUUGAUGGAAUCUGGAGGGGAAGACGAGAAGAGUUUUGGAAGUAGAGCACAGAACAAAAAACUGCAUCAGCGUCCCCUAAACUGCACCCGGCCGGCACUCGGACAGGAGCCCGUUUUGGAGAAUUUUAGCAGUGUAAAUUCGCUCAUCCAGGCGGGAAAAUUCCGCGAAGCGUUAGAGAACUUCGUUUGGAAUCCAACCCAGUUUAUCCAGCCCAGCGUCUUCGUGGAGGCACAGAAGCGGGUCGUAGGUACAAGAACUGGUGUUACAACAUCUUCAGGGACUGCUGGUGGUCCAUCAGCAGAGGAGAUGAAUGGAAGUGCUGGAGAGCAGGCUGAUGAUACUAGCGAGAAUAAUGAUCCCGGCCGCGAGCGCGACACGGGAACCGGAACAAGAACUCCAGAUUCUGCUUUUAUCUACCUGAUCCCGCGCCUUCUCUACCUACAGCACCUGGGCACGACAAUCGCUCGGAAAUUUUUCCCGGUGGCGUGUCAGGAAUUUUUCCUCGACUCCUGCGACGACCGACCUCGAUCGCCUCUGGGCUACGCGCGGGAGGUGAGAAUACGGGAGAAGGAGAAGUAUUUUCUUGAGGCGGCAAAAAUAUCAAAUCCUGAAGCUGUAAUAGGAGAUAAAGCUCCCCUGCUGCCCUUCCAGCUUCUGACACCCAGCAUUCCCUUCCCGGAGCAAGCAGACUUCGACGUGCGGGGCGAAACGGAUCCCAGCCAGCUCGGCGUGCUGUUUGCGAUCCACGGGGUAGGGUACAGCGUGUUUCCGAGCCGGGAAGCUUUCGAGCGGGUGUUUCUGGACUUCUGGACGCAGGUCGAUUACGUCGGGUGGUGUCACGGGGAUGGGUAGAUCGUGCGGGGAAUUGAGUGGUCGGCACGACGAGUAGGGCACGACCGGGGGUUUGUUGGAUGAACCUUGGCGGAGCUACGUCCGGUUUCUUUUGGCAAUAUGGUCUCCUCGAACAGGAUCAGACACAAGCCAGUUGAUGUGGAAUCUGUACUUGUAAUCCGCGGCAGCUACUACACAUAACGAUCACGAAACGCCAGAAUCGAAUAAAGUAGUUCACGAGCUCGACCUCCAGAAUUAGUGAUUGCGAGAAGAUUGAAAAUGAAAUUCUAUCCUGCACCGGAGC